GUGGACCUAGUAGGCGGCACGUCCAUUGGCUCUUUCAUCGGAGCGCUGUACGCGGAGGAGCGCAGCGCCAGCCGCACGAAGCAGCGCGCCCGGGAGUGGGCCAAGCAACCUGCUGACCCCUCUGACCCCACAGCGGACAUCGCCCGCAGCAUGGGUGCCAAAACGGUCAUCGCCAUCGACGUGGGGAGCCAGGAUGAGACGGACCUCAGCACCUACGGGGACAGCCUGUCUGGCUGGUGGCUGCUGUGGAAGCGGCUGAAUCCCUGGGCGGACAAGGUGAAGGUUCCAGACAUGGCUGAAAUCCAGUCCCGCCUGGCCUACGUGUCCUGCGUGCGGCAGCUAGAGGUUGUCAAGUCCAGCUCCUACUGCGAGUACCUGCGCCCGCCCAUCGACUGCUUCAAGACCAUGGACUUCGGGAAGUUCGACCAGAUCUAUGUGAGUGGGCAGGAGUGGCAUGGCGCCUGCAUAGGUGGUCCAGCAAAGCUUUGCUACUUAAAGCUCAGAGCAGUGUGA
This is a messenger RNA of Mandrillus leucophaeus (drill), 513 nucleotides long. Its product is annotated as neuropathy target esterase-like. The annotation marks the transcript as partial. The transcript has 2 exons. NCBI's taxonomy places the organism in Eukaryota, Metazoa, Chordata, Mammalia, Primates, Cercopithecidae. Gene Ontology annotation, cellular component: endoplasmic reticulum. Gene Ontology annotation, molecular function: phosphatidylcholine lysophospholipase A1 activity. The record is from RefSeq and is a predicted model, not a curated record.